AUGUCGGUCGGAGAAGAAAACACACUAAAUCAAUCUACUUCACUUCUAUCAUUCAACACAGACAUCGCCACCAUUUCUAAAAAAAACACUCUACCAUCGCCCUCCUCCUCACCACCUGUGUCGCUCUCUCCGCCGCCUUCGCUUUCGCCUUCCUCUUCUUCUCCUCUGUUACAUCCACCAACCACCACCACAGCACCAUCACUCUCCAAAUCGCCCGUCCAUUCAGUAAAUUCAUUCACCCAGUCGUCAUCCUUAUUUCCUCAGAUGGGUUCCGAUUUGGGUACCAAUUUAAAACCCCAACACCCACAUCCAACGACUAAGUUAAAAACAGAACCGAAGCUGAAACUGGAUUGA
This is a messenger RNA of Lactuca saligna, 354 nucleotides long. The record is from the annotation of a GenBank genome assembly. Lineage: Eukaryota; Viridiplantae; Streptophyta; Magnoliopsida; Asterales; Asteraceae.